AUGGUUUCCAAGAUCGCCAUCAUCCUCGCUGCUGUCGCUCCGGCCGUGCUCGCCGCGCCCACCGAUGGCCUAUCUGCCCGCCAUGCCGAUAUCGCCACCCUCUAUGGCAUCGACACCACGAACAAGACUGUUAUUGACCUGCGCAGCGACACGGAUAAGCUGAAGCGUCAGAACCCUGGCCACAUUUGGGCCUGUGACAACGUCGGCUUCGUGGAGCCUUGCUCCCUGUACGUCGUCCAGAACGGACAGUGGUACAACCUUGAGGGCCUGGGCUUGAACAACCGCAUCUCUAGCAUUGGAGCUGACUGGGGUGCCGGCUGCUGGGCUUGGGACCACUUUGACGCCAACGGAUGCUGGAACGAGAAUGGUGCUCCCGCCCUUGACAUCACGUAUCCCGGCCUUCGCGAUCUCACAAGCUUCAGCUGGAACGACAAGAUUGGCUGUGUCAAGUGCGACUUCUGGGGAUCUUAA
Molecule: messenger RNA, 471 nt
Organism: Colletotrichum graminicola M1.001
Lineage: Eukaryota; Fungi; Ascomycota; Sordariomycetes; Glomerellales; Glomerellaceae
Exons: 2
Coding region: 1-471 (156 amino acids)
Source: RefSeq, a predicted model, not a curated record